This is a messenger RNA of Betta splendens (Siamese fighting fish), 3718 nucleotides long. It is a transcript of the gene mgat4b, whose product is annotated as alpha-1,3-mannosyl-glycoprotein 4-beta-N-acetylglucosaminyltransferase B. The transcript is spliced from 15 exons. Gene Ontology annotation, biological process: protein N-linked glycosylation. The coding region runs from base 186 to 1829 and encodes 547 amino acids. The record is from RefSeq and is a predicted model, not a curated record. Lineage: Eukaryota; Metazoa; Chordata; Actinopteri; Anabantiformes; Osphronemidae. Gene Ontology annotation, molecular function: acetylglucosaminyltransferase activity. Gene Ontology annotation, cellular component: Golgi stack; endoplasmic reticulum; endoplasmic reticulum-Golgi intermediate compartment.
CCCUCUCUCUUCUCAGACGGCUCCAGCUUCGUCCGCCUCUGCGCCUCUCCGCUCCGCGUCUCUCCGUCUACCUGUCUCCCCCUCUCUCUCUCUCUCUCUCCCUCUCGCUCUGUCGCUCUCUGUCCCACUCUCCCCCCGGCUCGCCUCCCCCCUCUCGGUGCUGACAUGCUCCCGGGGAUCCGGAGAUGAGGCUCCGUAAUGUCUCCUUCCUGACGGUCUUGUUGUUCGGGCUGUGCGGGCUGGUCUCCCUGUCCUGGUACACCGCCUUCAGCAGCUCCAGAGGAGAUGUGGUGGACAUCUACCAGAGGGAGUUCCUGGCGCUGAGGGAGCGGCUCCACUCGGCGGAGCAGGAGAACCUGCGGCGCUCCAAAGAACUGAACCUGGUCCUGGAGGAGAUCAAGAGGGCCAUCGCUGAGAAACAGGCGCUGAGAGACAUCAACCGCACCUGGAGCAGCCUCUCAGAGGAGACGAGGCUGAAGCUGUGGAACGUGAGCAGCAGUAAGAACGUCCUGCAGCUUCCCUCCAUCUUCCAUCAUCUUCCUCACCUGCUGAACAGAGAGGACAGCCUGCAGCCUGCUGUGCACCUGGGACAGGGACGCACCGGAGUGUCCAUCGUGAUGGGGGUCCCCAGCGUGAAGAGGGAGGUUCACUCCUACCUCACAGACACACUCAGCUCGCUGAUGUCAGAGCUCAGCGCCGCCGAGAAGGACGACUGCGUCAUCGUCGUGCUGAUCGCCGAGGCCGAGCAGCAGUACGCCAGCAGUGUAGCCGACAACCUGAAGCGCCUUUUUCCUACAGAGAUCCAGUCGGGACUGUUGGAGGUCGUCUCUCCAUCCACUCAUUUCUACCCCGACUUCUCCCGACUGCGAGAGUCUUUCGGAGACCCCAAGGAGAGAGUGAGGUGGAGGACGAAGCAGAAUCUGGACUACUGUUUCCUGAUGAUGUACGCUCAGACUAAAGGAACUUACUACGUCCAGUUGGAGGACGACAUCGUUGCCCGUCCAAACUACUUCACCACCAUGAAGAACUUUGCGCUGCAGCAGCCGUCGGAGGAGUGGAUGAUCCUGGAGUUUUCCCAACUCGGCUUCAUCGGUAAAAUGUUUAAGUCCCUGGACCUGUCGCUCAUCGUGGAGUUCAUCCUGAUGUUCUACAAAGACAAGCCCAUCGACUGGCUGCUGGACCACAUCAUGUGGGUCAAGGUGUGCAAUCCCGAGAAGGAUGCGAAACACUGCGACAGGCAGAAAGCCAACCUGAGGAUCCGGUUCAAACCGUCGCUGUUUCAGCACGUUGGCACCCACUCGUCUCUGGCUGGAAAGAUACAGAAACUUAAGGAUAAGGACUUUGGGAAACAAACGCUUCAUAAGGGCCACGCCAACCCACUGGCAGAGGUGACGACCAGCCUAAAGACGUACCAGCACUUUACGCUGGAGAAGGCCUACCUGGGUGAGGACUUCUUCUGGGCCUUCACGCCUGUAGCUGGGGACUUCCUACGCAUACGCUUCUUCACCCCUGUCCGCAUUGAGAGAUAUUUCUUUCGUAGUGGAAACAUCGAACAUCCAGGAGACAAACUUUUCAACACAUCGGUUGAGGUUCUGCCGUUCGAUAACAUUCAGGCAGACAAAGAGGCCUUGACAGAAGCCAGAGAGAAGACACCAAAGUACCAGCGGACAGAAGACGGGUUCAUCAGAAUAGGAACCUUCCAGAACGGGGUCGCAGAGGGCGAGGUGGACGCCACGUUCGGGCCCCUGGAGGCCAUGCGCCUCACGGUGAUGACGGACUCACCGGUGUGGGUGAUCCUCAGCGAGAUUUUCAUCAAGAAAGCUGAGUGAAGCCCUUCUCCCCGCUGCAGUACCCCAGCUGCUAAGUGCGGUGACUCGAGGCUACCGUCCUGCUCCAGUCGUGUUUAGCAGAUUCCCACUGCAGUGCCGCAGCACCACCAUCUGGUUGGACCUUGUUGCUGCAGGGCUGAGCAGCUCAGACUGAACACACAGGCCGAGGGUGGAUCUUCUGUCAGACCUAGAACAUCCUGUAUUUAUGUACAUACAGUGAGGUAAUUGUUGAAAACACUGGCAACCAUGAGGCUGAGACACAGCUGCUUCUACACCACAGACUCAGAGGACUCCUCAGUUGGAUCUUUCUACCAACACUGUCCAACCUGUAGAGCCACAGUAACCAUGUUUGAGUAUAUACGCAUAGAUACGUACACGCUGUCGUGUGAUGCCCUCCAAGAGUCGCUGUGUGUUGUAGUUGCUGCUCGGGUUCCUCCAUCAGUUUGCCUUAGAGAGCAGAUGAAGGACAGAGGCCCAGAUGCGAGGCGCUUCCCAAAUGUAGCGACCACAAACUCCCAGAAUUCUUUGCUACAACCUCGCACAUCAUUGUGUGAAACUACUGAUGAUGACAUAUUUUCUACUAGUUUUUUAACUGAGGCCUUUAACUGACAUUACUCUGUACUGCUUUAUUGUACUCUGCAGUGCUGCAUUUGUGUACUCUGCAGUACUGCAUUUGAGUUCAAUGUACUUCACAGUACUUCACAGUAAUGCUUUACAGUACUCUGUACUCUUUGGUACUAUAAAAUACUGCUUACUUUGCAGUAACCCUUUAAAGUACUCUGUACGUCAUAAAACUGGAUUACAGUCCUCUGUAGCCCUGUAGUACUCUGAAGUUCUUUACAGAGCCCCAAUGAACUUUAGAGUCUUCUAUGGUCCACAUGUUCUAAUGUACUUUACAGUACCCUAAAGAACUGCACAGUACUCUAAUGCACUAGUCGUUUUCAGUACUUUAACAUUCUCUCAUGUCCUCUGCUGUACAGUAAUGUACUGUAAGGUACUUGUAAUGUACUUUACAAUACAUUCGUGUCCUCAACAGUUCUCUGUAGUAUUCUUAUGUACACCAUGACCUCUGCUGUGCUGUAGUUUUUCAGGCCAAUCCACAUUCAUUCAGUUUAAUAGUAUAUCAUUCCUGGUGCAGUUUUUUCCAGCUCUAUGUCGAGAGCCUUUCUUUACCACAGAAACCGUCAUUUGCUUUCGUCUCAUGGGAUAACAGAUUUGGAUAAAAAACUCUUACGGGUCACUGAUGGGUUGUCCAGUGACCAAAUUUACAUUUCUUUGUCUAUGGAUUGGCUGAUUUAAAUGAUCUUGCUCAGGACUGACCCAAUGUUUGGGGCCACAUUAUGUCCUUAGAAGUCCCUGGGAAACAGUCAGUGCUAUUAUAUAGGCUCAUAGUACAUUUGUGCAUUUUACCCAUUGCAUUUUUAAUAUUCAAACCUCCAGGGUCGACCCCCAUAUAAACCUGUAGAUGCUGCAUUCUCCCAAUGUCAGAUUGGAACAGAGCUCCAAUUUGUUUCUAAAGGAACAAAUGGCAUAAAAAUACUUUGGUGCUGGUUUGAGAUGCUUUAAUGAAAAAUAAGUUAAUUAACGUAGAAAACACACACACAAAAGUUACAUCCUCCUCUUUUCCCCUCCACUAGCAGCUUCUCUCCAGUUCACCGCUGUGCAGUCAGGGCUUCAUUCACUCAUGCACACCAUGUGUUGUUUUUUCAAAUUUAAAGUAAAAUAAGCAUCUAUGAGCUGCAGGACACAUCCUGAGGUUAUUUUUUGGUUCAAUGCACUGGAAUGCAUUACUAUAAUCUUGUGUUUGUCUUUUGUAUCCUUUAGAUGACGUCUAUUUAAAUGAUCUCUAUCCAGUCUGUGAAUUGUAAUAAAGACAAGUUUAAAAAAUG